GAUCGUGAAAAUCCCUUUGCCGAUGAUGUGUACGUUCACGGUUUUGGAGCGAAUAACCGACGUGACGAGCAAAUGGACGUUGCUCUCGCUUUUGCCAAUGUUUGGACACGCUGUGUCCAGUAAUCUCAUUCAGAAGUUACUGGCAGCUGUGCGGGAACGUCACGAAAGAAAUCGACAACAGGGACAACAACUGGGUGUUCCAGAGAGAACCGGUGUACCAGCCAAUCUCGAUCAUGCGACGAAAAAGGGACGAAAGAAAGAAGGAAGAAAAUUCAAGCGGAUCGGAGAGUGUCGAGUUCUAACCGGUCGACACACGCCGGUUGAUGUUACAAAAUCUGGAGCGAUUAUAACUGGCAACGGGCUGGCUUGGCUGUUGGCUGGCCAGGUCCGAGAGAAAGAGGGAAGACAAAAGAGCAAGAAGCGCGUUGUAACGAUAGAGAAAAAGAGAAAGAGAGAAAGAGAGAAAGAGAGAGAAGGAACUGCGAAUCCAUGCCAGCAUCCGAUCGUGAUCCUGAGGGACGUUGCCUCGUCGGAUAUGGAGUCGUUGCUGCGUUUCAUGUACCACGGCGAGGUUCACGUGGGACAGGAGCAGCUGGCCGCUUUCCUCAAGACGGCGCAGAUGCUUCAGGUUCGGGGGUUGGCCGACGUGAACAGCGGCGCCGCCACUGCGAAGAUUCCGCCGUCCACGUCCUCCGGUGGAAACAACGGUAGUGCACCGCGGGGUGACUUUUCAUCCUCCGUGGAUGUUGAAUUUCGCGUUAAUUUCGAGUGUAAUCGAGCGACGAUCAAUCGGUCCCCACAGGCCACGCCACGCAAUCCCUGGCAAGACAAUGGCAGGGGAGAGUUGAACGAGGGUGCUCUGAGUCCUCCGCCAGAGAAAAGACCUCGAAGCUACAGUCCGCCUUUGGGUAACCACGUGGAGCAAAAAACUGACCUGCAGGAAUCGCUCUUGGGGCAGGCUCUGGAAGGAGGACCCACGAUACACACCACACCUACGAACAAUGUACAGACGCAGUCUACUGGCGAGGACUCGAACUCGAUGUCGGACAACGAGGAGGAGAUGUCGAAUAACGACAGUAUCCUGAAUUCCGUGAAAACCGAGCCGAGCGAUAUCCUAAACGACAAUAUAGAGCAUCAUCGUAACUCAUUCCCGACGAUCUUGGGAUUGCCAGGGCGAUGGCAGCCCUCUGGAGGAGACGGUUCAAGCUCGAGUUCCGGUUGGUUGCCGGGUACGUCCUCCGCGAGGAACGACCACACGACCGGGUCUGGAACUUACCAGAGCGGAGUGCACAACUCGAAAGGUCAGGACCUGUCGUCUCUGCUCCAGCAGCAUCAUCAUCACCAUCACCUCCACGCCACCAGCCAAGCGUCGCAGCAACACGCUCUAAAUGCCUUGAACUCGCUCAACUCCCUGAACAGCCUGAAUACCGAGCAGCUGACGAUGAUGCAUCAGAAGCUGCAGAACAACCUGCAAACGUUGCAGCAACAACAGCAACAGACCGCCACCGCGAAAAACGAGUUGAAUCUGAUGCUGCAGUCGUGCGCCAAGGAGAAGAUCCAAGAGAGUAUGGCCUUGUUCCAUCAGCAGACCCAUCGCCGCUUUCAUCAGCAACCGCACGCGCAUCAGACCGACAACGCGAACCAAUCCAGCAAGCCCAAGUGUCCAGAGUGCGGCAAGAUUUACUCGAACAAUUCGAAUCUCAAGCAGCACAUCGUCAACAUACACCUUCUGUCGAUGCACGGUAUCCGCAAACGCAAGAGCUACCCGUUGUAUCAGAUGCAGACGCAGAUACAACAGACGCAGCAGCAACAAUCGUCGGGUGGUCAAGCGUCCGGCGGUCAACAGUCGCAGCAGCAAUAUCCGGCGCCGGAAAGAUGGCCGAACGAGGACAAACAG
Molecule: messenger RNA, 1897 nt
Organism: Heterotrigona itama
Lineage: Eukaryota; Metazoa; Arthropoda; Insecta; Hymenoptera; Apidae
Source: the annotation of a GenBank genome assembly